AUGGCCACCCGCGAUCCUGUUAUAGUCAAUGUUGAUAAAACUCAAGCCUUUACUCAUGCACAUCACAUUCUCUCUCAGCCAAUUUUCCCUACAAAAAAAGAGGAGGUGCUGUCAAAUGAUAUUCCAGUUAAUCGCCGUGUUCCAAACAUUGCACAGAGCUGGACUGAGGGAAGCAAAAUCGUUUUGCCAUCUCUUUCAGAAUAUUCCACGUGUGUUGUCGCCGAUUCCUACGCAAGAAAGACCCAAGAGAGGGAGACGGAUCAAGGAGAUGAAAGGGACAAAUGUGCAGGCUUAAAUUCUGCCCAGAGGAUGGAUCAGACACCUCCAUUUGAUGUACAAUUGACUCCACCGCGACAUUACUUGCCAGUUGGGGGAAUCGACAUUUACACUACUCAAGGUCCGAAUCUAAUGCGAGAAAUGAAGGAUCGAUUUAGGAAGAAAUACAGCGCCUCAUACGUGGAGCUGGAGCCCAAGCAUCAGCCACAACCUCUAUUGCAAAGUGACCGGUCUGCCUUCCCGACGAUUGAAAAAAGCCCCAAUGCAGUUCAGGACCUCUCACCCGUCCCCACUAAUUUCAGCAACGAUCUCAGUCAUAUUCUGCCAAGCGUCCUGAAGGAGAGACCGAAACGAGCAGGAAGACUACCUUCGCGCUACGCUAGUCAACUAUUCCCAGCUGAUAAUGUCUGUUUGGCCUUCAAAAUGCCGUGUAGAGAUACCAAAAAAUCUAACUAA
Hydatigera taeniaeformis is the source of this 732-nucleotide messenger RNA. The record is from the annotation of a GenBank genome assembly. Lineage: Eukaryota; Metazoa; Platyhelminthes; Cestoda; Cyclophyllidea; Taeniidae.